AACACGAAUGAUUGGGCGCUUGUAUAGCACACAAAAUCAGACGAAUCUUAAAUUGGUGAGAAUCUUGAUGUUAAAAAAAAGUGUUCAAAUAGACUGGGCUCACACAAUACAGAUCAUAAUCUUAGUUCUGUUAAAUAUGCAGAUCAUUUCCUGAUCCAUCGAAACCGAAGCUGUUUUGACAUGCUUGACUGUCGCUGAGGUUCAUAUCACAGUAUUUGCGCUCACCUGCUGUCUUACUGAGCUGUCCAGUGGAGAAAUGAGUGAGCCUCUUCUUAACCCGUUGACCGUCAUAAGUACGGGUUCCUGCUUCGCCUUCUCUGGACUGUUUUAUAAACUAUACUCGGAUAAAAGGCAAGAAAUAGAGAAGUUGAAGGAGAUUCCAAACUUUCAGCCAGACCAUCACCUGCUGAGGAUUCUCAAUGCAUCACCCAACAAAAAACUACAUUAUGUUGCUGUAGAAGGUUUAGUGCAGGCCAUCGGUGAGCCCAUUUCUAGUCAGUAUGUGCCACGGUGUCAUGGUGUUAUACAGAAAAUUUCUGUGCAUGAGCACUGGAAAUAUUGGAACUCGUAUCUUCAGUCAUGGGUCUCCAAAAAAGUGAACAAGAAACAGACCACCAAUACGGUUCCCUUCAGUCUGGUCCUGGCCGGCUCAUACAUCAGUGACGUAUCUGUCCGCAUCGACUCUCCUCUGGAAGCGAGCGGCGUUUACAUGGAGCAGGUGCACAGGCGGCUCCGGCAUGCUAAAGAGGGUUUGGUGGACAUCGUGGUGCAGGAGUUGAGCGGAGAGAAGCCUGUAGCUCAGGAGGAGCAGGAGGAGCUUCUGCGGGUGGGGGCAUCCCUCACAGGGUUUGGAGAACUCGUGCUGGAGCAGGACAAGGUGAUGAGGUUACAGCCACCCAAAGAUGGCCGCAGCUAUGUAUUGAUUCCCAGUGAUUACAAGAGCUUCAUCCAGCGACACGAGAGCAGCGCCAGCAUGUGGAAAGGGCUGACAGCACUGUUUGGAAUCACAGGGUUUACGCUGCUGGCUGGUUUUAUCCAUAGUGCCAUUAGUAAGGACAAGAAGAACUAAUCAAACUAGUCUGGUCAUGUGUUACACUUGUAAUAACAGAUGAACUGGGUCGUGCGGUUUUAACAUUUGUUGUGGCUCUUCACGUGGGAUUUUGUUUGGUAACUGACUUCAAAAUGCUUUCAUUUGAAUAAUGAUCAUUUUUAUGGUGAUGUUUGUGAUUGUUGAAGAUAAUUAUGAAAUAUGCAAUAUCAUGAGAACAAUGAACAACUAUGUCCUACAGUCUUUGUUUGUGAAAAUGUAUCCAAUGAAAAUAUUUUUCAAGUUAUAUACUUAAAGGAGUGAUCAAGAUAAUCUUCUCAUUACAGUUUUAUUUUUAUAAAUCUAAAAUCAAUUGCCUUUACUGAAUGUUAUAAUCUGUUUCACUAAGUUGCCUCCUGAAUGUAAAUGAGCUUAACAUUACAAUGUAUAUGCAACCCAAUUUGCUAUUGUAAUAUCACAUUUUUCAGUAUUUUCAGUGUAGAGUACUAUUUUAUUCAUUGAGAAUUAAGGUGUUCAGUUUGUAGUCCAAAAGGCCGGAGAAGAAUUGGCAUUUUCGUGCUAUUGGUUCCCUCAGGAUUUUCCUAGUAAUGUCAGUUUUGUAUUUAUGAGUAAAAUGAGGUCUGUGUUAAGCAUUACUUGAAGAUACUUGGACGUUUUGUUCUACAACAUAAAUUUCACAGUCAUAUCUCAAACGUGAAUUUUUAAGCUGCUGAUUUUUUAAAAAAGGAUGUUGCUAACAUGUUACUAGAUGAGAACUACAACUGUUUUCCCUUUCGUUAGGCUUGUUCACUCACAUGCUUGGGGUAUUUCAGGGUUCCCACUUUUUUCAAGGAACAGUUUUCCAGGACAUUUCAUGUGCCACACGGGUGUAAUAUUUAAGCAAAAACACACGAGAGGUCAUUAAAAUUCUGGAUAUUGAAGGGUCAUUUUUGUUCCGUAUU
Messenger RNA from Myxocyprinus asiaticus (Chinese sucker), 1989 nucleotides. Its product is annotated as mitochondrial ubiquitin ligase activator of nfkb 1-A-like. NCBI's taxonomy places the organism in Eukaryota, Metazoa, Chordata, Actinopteri, Cypriniformes, Catostomidae. The record is from RefSeq and is a predicted model, not a curated record. The coding region runs from base 257 to 1069 and encodes 270 amino acids. Gene Ontology annotation, biological process: organelle organization; protein ubiquitination. Gene Ontology annotation, molecular function: ubiquitin-protein transferase activity. The transcript is spliced from 5 exons.